Molecule: messenger RNA, 3163 nt
Organism: Menidia menidia (Atlantic silverside)
Lineage: Eukaryota; Metazoa; Chordata; Actinopteri; Atheriniformes; Atherinopsidae
Source: the annotation of a GenBank genome assembly
AAGAUGGCUGCGCCCUAUGUAGUGGCAUGAAGCUGAGGUUCAGAUAAUUUAUAAAAUGUUAGAGGACCCUACGUGAUGUAUUUAGACUCGACAACUUGUUUUAUGUUUGUCUGGCCAUAACGCGGUGACAGAGGACCGGGAAAUACAACAGAGCCUCCCAAAUGCAGUCGCCAUAGAAACGCUGUCUCGGUCUCUCGUCUCGGCCCACUCACUCACGCCGUCAGGGAUGUGCCCGAGCUGGAGUGCUCGGCUCCACCAGCCGCAGCCUGAGGGAGCAGCGCUGUUUGCUGCCAUGCUUAGCGUAUACUCGAGAGAAUGUAGUGGGAGGCAGCGAGGAUUGUCAUUUCCUCCAGUCUGCUGCUCCAAAGGUCUCUGGCUGCCUGAGAUCCACAUGCAUCAGAGCAGUGAGAUUAGUCUCUUGAUGGGAGGCACAGUCAUGUUGGUGUCCAUGAGCAGGCUGAGUCGGUUUCCACUCUGCACAGCGGGGUCUUGUCGAAGCGCAGCUGAUCGCCUGAGCACAGGGCUCCGCCUUUUGUCCCCCGGCAUCCGCACCCUGUUCAGUGAGACAGGGGUUUGGGAAAAAGACUACCGAAGUGACACCAGACGCAGAGUGGAAGAAUGGUGGCACCCACGGAUUAUGGAGCAGUGGAGGAGGGACGCGCUGGAAGAGAAUUCAGACAGGAAGAAAUUUUAUGUCCUCUCUAUGUUCCCAUACCCAUCGGGGCGGCUGCACAUGGGUCACGUUCGAGUGUACACCAUCAGUGACACCAUCGGCCACUUCCAAAGAAUGAGGGGUCAUCAGGUGCUGAAUCCGAUGGGCUGGGACGCAUUUGGACUCCCUGCUGAGAAUGCAGCGAUAGAAAGAGGUCUUGAUCCGGAGGAGUGGACAAAGAGUAACAUACAGUCCAUGAGGGAGCAGCUAGACAGUCUGGGAUUGUGCUUCAACUGGGACCGGGAAGUUACCACUUGCCUUCCGGACUACUACAAAUGGACACAGUAUUUGUUUAUCAAGCUCUUUGAAGCCGGAUUGGCGUAUCAGAAGGAGCCACUCCUGGAUGCUCUGGAGGACCUCCCAGAGUGGUAUGGGGUCAAAGCCAUGCAGAAAAACUGGAUUGGAGACUGCACUGGAUGCUACUUUGAUUUCAAACUCAAGGUGAACGGGGAAGAGACGGGGGAGACCCUGUCAGCCUACUGCUCCUCCCCAGAGGCAGUUUACGGAGCAGCCUACCUGGCCAUCCUGCCCUCCCACCGACUGCUGCACGGUAGCAGCUUUUGCCGCUCCGCUCUGCAGAAAGCCUUUCAGCCGGGCAGAGACUCUCUGACUGAGGUCACAGCUCACAACCUGUUCACCAGCCACAAGGUUCCCCUGGUCAUCUCUCACAGGGAGGAAUUUGAUGGCUAUUUGGACACAGUGAUUGGUGUUCCAGACUGCAGUGAGGACGAUCUGUCUGUGGCCAGAGCUCUGAAUCUGAGUUGGACCACAGUGCUGAAAACCCAAGAGGAUGGCACACAAACUCUGAUCAACUCUGAGGAGUUCUCAAGCCUCACCAGAGAGCAGGCUUUUGACUCCAUUACCCAAAAAGCCAGAGAGCUAAAGGUGGGCGGCCACCUUACCAGUUCCAAACUCCGGGAUUGGUUGAUAUCCAGACAGCGGUACUGGGGCACACCCAUCCCUGUGGUGCAUUGUGGGACCUGUGGGUCUGUCGCAGUCCCUGAGGAGGAUUUACCAGUUACUCUACCAAAGAUACCCUCUUUCACAGGGAAAGGGGCGUCGCCUCUUGCAGCUGCACAUGACUGGGUCAACUGCAAAUGUCCAAGAUGUAAGGGCCCAGCGAGAAGGGAGACCGACACCAUGGACACAUUUGUGGACUCUGCUUGGUACUACUUUAGAUACACAGACCCUCAAAACUCACACAGGCCUUUCCAGCGCCACCUCGCAGACCACUGGCUGCCUGUGGACGUGUACAUCGGUGGGAAGGAGCAUGCUGUCAUGCACUUGUACUAUGCCCGCUUUCUCUGUCACUUCUGCAAGGAUCAGGGCCUUGUAGCCCACAGGGAGCCUUUUUGGAAACUUUUGGUCCAGGGUCUGAUCAAGGGCCAGACUUUCAAACUGGCAGACAGUGGCCAUUACCUGAAGAGAGAAGAAAUAGACUUCACAGACAAGGAGCCGGUAGCCUUGAGCGGUGAUCCUAUCGAGGUGACGUGGGAGAAGAUGAGCAAGUCCAAACACAAUGGACUGGACCCCCAAGAGGUGGUUCAGCAGUACGGCGUGGACACAGUCCGUCUCUACAUCCUUUACGCCGCACCGCCUGAACAAGACAUCCUCUGGAAUGUUAAAACGGAUGCUCUCCCGGGUGUUCUGAGAUGGCAGUCUCGGCUUUGGCAGUUGGUGACCAAGCUAAGAGGGGCACGGCAGCUUGGAGACACACCCAACCCCUCCUUGCUGAAAAAGAAGGAGGUGGCAGAGGCCAAGAAUAUCUGGGGGAACAAGAACUACGCGAUACAGGAGGUGACGGCUCACUUCACAGAGGACUUCCUCUUUAAUGCCGCCAUGUCUCGUCUAAUGGGACUCACCAACACACUGAGCAGUGCAACAGUGAGGGUGGUGCAGCACAGUGAGCAGUUCGAGGAAGCUCUGGCUGCCCUGGUCAUAAUGACGGCGCCCAUGGCUCCUCACUUGGCUUCUGAACUUUGGGCAGGUCUUUGCCAAGUGAAAAACCCCCUCAGCCCCACCCUCCAGCGGGGAGGAGACGUCCUGCACCAGUCCUGGCCGACCGUGGACCCCCAGUACCUGGAGGUGCCCGACUUUGUGGAAGUCUCUGUGUUGAUAAAUAACAAGGCCUGUGGGUCGGUGACAGUCCCUCUGCUGGUGUCCAAGGACUCUGAUCAGGUCCAGCAGCUGGUGCUGGACAGCCCCGUCGGACAGAAGUUCCUGAGGGAGCGCAGCAUCAAGCGAGUCAUCCUGUCCCCCAGGACGGCCCUCAUCAACUUCCUUGUUGAUGUGUAACAUUUUGUGAUGACCGACAGUGAAGAGACUCGGCACAGGGAAAAAACAAAAACAUUUAAAUGUCAUAAGAGAAAGACUGAGGGAGACUCAUUGACAUGUACAUAUUUUUAGAUAUUUUAUUUAUAUUUUCCUGUUUUUAUUAAAAGAUUGAAGGAG